Micromonas commoda is the source of this 366-nucleotide messenger RNA. It is a transcript of the gene CAL, whose product is annotated as Caltractin/Centrin. The record is from RefSeq and is a predicted model, not a curated record. The coding region runs from base 1 to 366 and encodes 121 amino acids. Gene Ontology annotation, molecular function: microtubule binding; calcium ion binding. The transcript has a single exon. Gene Ontology annotation, cellular component: microtubule organizing center. Lineage: Eukaryota; Viridiplantae; Chlorophyta; Mamiellophyceae; Mamiellales; Mamiellaceae. Gene Ontology annotation, biological process: spindle pole body duplication.
AUGCGCGCGCUCGGAUUCGCCGUGAAGAAGGAUGAGGUGGACGCAAUCAUGCGGGAAUACGACAGGGACGACAGCGGGAGCAUCGAGUUCCCGGAGUUCCGGGAGAUCAUGAUGGAACGCAUGGGGGACAGGAAUCCCCAGGACGAGCUCGCCAAGGCGUUCAAGAUCUUCGACGACGAUGGCAGCGGCGUGAUCACGGUCAGGAACCUGCGGCGGAUAGCGAAAGAGCUCGGGGAGGAUGUAAACGACGAGGAGCUCAUUGCCAUGAUCGACGAGUUUGACCAAAACGGCGACGGCGUCAUCGACGAGAAGGAGUUCCUCGCCAUCAUGUCUAAAGGGGCGGACGCGGGACUCGUGGAGGACUAA